AUGUAUAAAGUAAGCAAAUCCACAAAAAAUCGGGCUUUGAGGAAAAAGGUGGAUACAUUUCUUCAAAACCUUAAACCGAGCCUUAAACAAUCAGAAAAUCAAAGUCAUAGUUCUGAUACAAAUGCCAAUGACUCAAAAAAUGCUAAUCUUAGACCAAAUACCUCUUUUAAGCUUUGCUCUUAUGAUAUUGGUAACAUACAAAUUGAAACUCCCGUAGCCCAAGUACAAAGUAUCCAAGAGACUCUUCAAGUUUUAGGACCAACAUUUUCUGAGCCCCUUCACAAUAAUUAUUUGACUAACAAUCCCUCAAGCUCUUCAAAUUUCUCUCUUGUGGAAAGUAAAGUUAAUACCAAGACCAAAGACAGAAGGGUUCUGGUAAAUUUUAGCUUCUAUAUUGUGGAAUUUCCACAAGAAGAAGUAAAUGGAAGCUGCCCAAUGGCCAUUGUUUCCAAAAGAUCGGUAUUCAAGGAUGACGAAAUUGAUUAUUGCUGGUGGCCAAAUUUUAAAACUGACAGGGCUAGGGAACAUGCUGUCAAAAAUCAUGAUUUGGUUGGUCCGGAAAAUGGCAGUAUGUACCAAAUAAAAUAUAAAUACGAAAUAGAUAAUUAUGAAAAAGCUCACCGGAAGCUCAGGCAGUUAGAAACCACUUCAGACGUGGAAAGUGAAAUUGAAGCAAAAAGGAAACCUCAAACCCAAACUUUUAGGGACUUUGUGAUGGUCUCAGAGAACUCGUCAAGUAGUGAUGAUCUCCCAAUUAUAAAUCUGCCACAAAAUACGGCAGCUUCUACGCCGUUAUCAAAUAUUGAAAUUAUCACUGUCGAAGCAAACCCCAACCCUGACAACCUGUCCCAAAGACAACAAAAAAUAAAACAGUUGAAGAAAGGAGAACCACAGCAAUCAGAAAAUGGACAGAGAUCAUCAGAGUGUACAAACUGUCAAGAUUUACAUAAGUUGGUGACCGAGUUAUAUAGAAACCAAGUUAAAUCUAAUCAAGACAUAAAUGAUAGACUUGAUUACAUCACUGGGCUUCUUCAGAGGGAAACUGGAGGCCCAAUUGCUGAUUUAAAUAAUAAAGUAGUUAAUUUGCCCAUAAACACAAUGGAACAACUACAAAAUUUGGAGGAUCAACUUAAAAAUGAAAAUGAAUAUAAAAAGUAUAUGACUGAACCAAAGUCUUAUCCUUUUUUUGAGCAAGUGAAAAAUAAUUUGGGAAUAAUAAUACCUGAAACUCUGAAAAACAUUCUUAUGUUCACGGGUUACGAUAACUUUUACGCUUUAAAAAAGUUAGCAGAUUCCGAUAUCAAGGCUAUAGAACAGCAAGUUAGAUUUGAUUUGCCUGCUGUAAUCGAAGAGAAUGAGUUUCAAAAUUAUUAUGGAAUAUAUUAUAAAAAUCCUUCAGCAUUUAAAAUUUCAGCGGGUCAUAGAAAAAUUCUAUUUCAAAUUUCCGUGACAAUGGAAGAAAAAACACCAAAGAAAAUAAGAUCAGUCGAAAAAUCUAUAGAAGAAUCAUCUAAAGAUAAAGGAAUAUUAGUAAACUAUGAAGAAGAAAGGGCGACAGUCUCUAACGCAUUAUUAUCUUGGAUAAAGAAUAGGUCCAACCGGUGGAUGAAUUUUGAAGAAGCUUUGUUGGAGAAAAUUAAAAUCAAUAUUUACUUGGAUGACAAUGAUCGACUAAUAGGAAAAUUCACAUGCUUCUGUGAUAGUCGCACCUCUACUUAUACGAUUUCAAAAGUGGCGAAAAAGAUAGGAAAUAAAAAGCGAUGGCUCUACUCAAAUGUAUACAAGCAUUUUAAUUCAAAACACAUGUCGCCGUGUGAAGAAAAAGAAAAUAAUGAAGUAAAGAAAAAUGUACAGAAAAAUACGUUAUUCAAGUAUAUAGAUAGAAAUAUAUCGGACUCUACGGCGAGCACUUCGGCAGGAACGAGUAACUUACUGCACAGUUCUAAUAGUGAUGAAAUUGAGAAUGGAAAAGGAGAAGAUGCCAGUAUUAUUAAUCAACAGGACAGUUCUCAAGAUUCAAAAACUAGUUCAAAAAUAAACGUUAUAUAA
Molecule: messenger RNA, 2049 nt
Organism: Brassicogethes aeneus
Lineage: Eukaryota; Metazoa; Arthropoda; Insecta; Coleoptera; Nitidulidae
Source: the annotation of a GenBank genome assembly